Podospora pseudopauciseta is the source of this 2769-nucleotide messenger RNA. It is a transcript of the gene SDS23, whose product is annotated as cell separation during budding. Gene Ontology annotation, molecular function: protein serine/threonine phosphatase inhibitor activity. Gene Ontology annotation, biological process: regulation of mitotic metaphase/anaphase transition; cellular response to glucose starvation. Lineage: Eukaryota; Fungi; Ascomycota; Sordariomycetes; Sordariales; Podosporaceae. The record is from RefSeq and is a predicted model, not a curated record. Bases 917 to 2458 code for a protein of 513 amino acids. The transcript has 3 exons.
ACUGCCCUUGCUUGAACUUUAUGGUUGGGUGACAACGCAUCCAGCUCGUUCCUGACAUCCAAUUUCAUGGAUGCCAGCUGUCAGCUUUUCCAUUUGCAGUGCACGCCGCCCAAACCACCAACGCCCUCCGGUUGCUUUUUGUUUUCACCUCCAGCUUCACAAAGGAAACAUUUCCCACGAUGAUAUCGGGAGCUCUAUUAGGUGGCGCCAUUGGUGGGGGGCAUAUCUAUCACCAACAUAGUGUAGAGAGGAGUGUGCGAUCUGCACGAGGUACAAUCGGGACGAUAUGCCUGUAUUUUGCAUCCCAGACUUUGAACAUGUUUACUCUCUCUGGAGAUACUACAGCAACCGUUGCAGCGAGCCGGUGAACAUGUCGAUGGUACCGCCGGCGUCAAAGACAACCGUCAAGCUGGGCUGUUGGGCCAAGCGGCGAUAACAGCGAAAGGUGAUUCCGAUAAGAAAUAUUGCGGGGUUGUAGGGUCAUCAGGCCAGGGCUGGCCUGACAUUCACAACAGGAUAUCUAGAACAGAGGAGGUGAUGCCGGAAUAUACAGAAACCCCAGCACAGCCUCCAAAUAUCGCCAGUUGUCUGAAAAGUAUACAGGUUGUCCAGCCAGGAGUCACCGCGUUGCUCCCCUCUGCUGCAGCAUGGAUCUGUUUAUGAUUCUGGUGCUGACCCCGCAUCGCCCUGGAGCUCCGUCAUAGCACCCGUGCCACCCUUGUUCAAAGCGACCACCUCAACAGACAGAGACAAGAACCACUCGUUGUUCCUCUCCUUGACCACCCAACAGUAACCUGACCUGACCUACAGCUCUGACACAACUCUGAAUCCCAAACUUUGGCAUCUCAAAUGAGCCCACCGUCGAGUCUUACAUAAACCGAAUCCUAUCGAGAACUGUCAUCAGCUACCACCCACCAUGGACAUCCCUGGUGCUCAAGAGAGCGCUGCCAACAGCUCCAACAGCUCACUGGGCGCAACUCUCUCGACUUCCCAGACUGAGCGCAACAAAUCUGGCCAUAUUGCUGCUCAUAGACAGAGCUUUGCCGAGGACCAGAGACGCCCUCCUCCUUCCCCUCGCAGCCAUCGACACCCAUCUCUCACCCAACAAGCCGUCCAAGAGCUUAUGAACCACCCCCCAAUCAACCGACACGCCAAUCCCCAGUAUGCCGGUAGGAACUGGCAGGAAAUUGCAGUCGGGGAAUUGGCUGUGGCAGAUGAUGUGAAGUGGACCGAUCUUGAUGAGAGUGUUCAGGAUGCCACGCUGACACUCCUCAAAAACCACCCCACCAAUGCGGUCCUUGUACGGGAGACCCCCACAUCAAAACGAGCCAUCUCCACGUUUGACUACAGCGAUCUGAACGCCUACUUAUUGGUGGUGGUCGGGCUUGCGAAACCUGAGGAGGAGCAGAUCGAGCUAUACGACCACAUCGCGAAGAGUGCCCAGGCCCAGACACCUGUAGCGCUCCGGGAGAUCCAGCCUAUUCUGAAGAAGAGCGAACUGGUAGCUUUGCCGGCCGAGGCAACUUUGGACGCGGCUGUGGAGGCUUUCGGAAGCGGCAUCCAUCGGUUACUGAUUACCAACAGCGCUAGAGAGGUUAUUGGAAUUCUGAGCCAGCUCCGUCUGCUCGAGUUCUUCUGGAAGGAAGCGGUCAAUUUUCCUGUUAUUGACCGUCUGUACGGGAGUGUGCUGCGAGAUCUUCAGAUUGGUAGCACUCAGAUCAUCGCUGUCAAUGCCGAUGGGCCUCUCGCUGAUGCCCUUCUGUUGAUGCACAACGAGGGCCUGACUUCGGUUGCAGUGGUCGAUCAAGGCCUCAACGUUCUCGGGAAUAUUUCAACAGCAGAUCUGAGGCUUUUGACCAGUACGAACAACCUGCCCCUUCUCAAGCGCUCGUGCAUGCACUUCAUCAGCGUUAUCCUCAACGAGCGUGGCGUCGAACAUGGACGUGAUUCUUUCCCGGUUUUUUACGUCAAUCCUUACUCCACACUUGCGCACACAGUGGCCAAGCUCGUUGCGACAAGAUCUCACCGGAUGUGGGUUGUCGAGACGGCUUCACCUUCCCCUAGUGCUCCCGCUACACCGUUACUCCAGCCGGUUCAGCUGGGAGUUACGGCUGCAACGGCUCCUCCACCUACGUCAGUCACUGGUGUUGGGUCGUCAUCAAGCCCUGGCCCACAACCAACUGUUCUUGUUUCUUCGCAAACCCCCUCAGCGCCCCAAUCGCCGCUGCCAGGACAGUCAUUCUCUUCGGUGCCUUCUGCCAGCUUGCCUGGGGCACAUGUCUCUGGGAGGUUGUCCGGGGUUGUCUCGCUGACAGAUGUGCUGAAUCUCUUUGCGAAAUCGAGCGGGCUUCGGCCUUCGGAUCCCUCGGAACAGAGGGCUCGGAGAAGACGGAGCUCGAGUGCAUCUGUCCGGCCAAGUUUGGAUGUGGGGAGAGGAAGCGUUGAGUUUAGGAGGUAGUACAUCUUUUAUGGCUGAAGCAUGGAAAUACUGUCAUUACUCAGCACGAGCCGCUCUCCUGUAUUGUUUCAUUGUGUUGGGAGGGGAAGAGAGUGGCAUUUGCCUUUUUUAGAGGAAGAAAGGAGGGCAUCAUGACAGAAUUCCUAAUUAUGCGAAUCACACAAGUUUCAUACUGUUCCUGGGAACGAUGGCGAAAACAGACAGACCUAUGAUGAUGUGACGGCAUGGGCGGGACUCGUCUUGAUAGCACAGAAUCAAUUGAUAUUAGAAGUUGGAAAUAAAAAAACCUCAUGGGUUUGUACUAUACUAAA